GCCGGUACUGCUGCUGGACACGCCAAAGAGAGCCAAAUCGCGCUCUACUAUAGCCUCACGUUCUCCGUUGCACCGAAGCAACAUUCACCAACAUUACCAUCGUCCCAGUUUCUGUCUUGCCAUAACUGAGAUGCAAUGUUUCAGCGUCACGAUAAAACUGAAUGCAUGAUGUGUUUUGUUUGUCUAUUUAGUGGAUAAAGGAGAAGAACAUUCCUCGUUAGAGUUGCAACAUUCCUCCUGCGUCUGCGCGUAGGUACUGAAGAAAACGUUUCUUUUUGUGAUUGGGACGAAUUCACCAGCACGAGCAACAGAUAGUUGCGAGCUCCAGCCGUUUACCGCCCUGAGUACAUGAGUGAUCGGAUCCCCGAUAAUCAUCCCUAACAUUCUCCUCGUGGACUGUCCAUUGAGCACUUAGAUGGAGUAUCGGAGUCGCUAUUCCCCAUUAUGGUACUGAAGUAAACGUUUCUUUCCGUGAUUGAGACGAAUUCAGCAGCACAGGCAACAGAUAGUUGCGAGCUCCGGCCGUCUACCGCUCUGAGUACAUGAGUGAUCGGAUCCCCGAUAAUCAUCCCUAACAUUCUCGACGUGGACUGCCCAUUGAGCACUUAGAUCGCGAAGCGUUGGAGUCACCAUUUCCCAUAUGAUACCACAGCGCCUGGUGCACCCACAUCACACCACUCCGAAAUGCAACAAAAGGGAAAUUCAUCUUGUACAGGGAGCACCGGUAAGGCUACAAGUCGGAGAGAUUCAGCUCGUCAGUCGGUCAUGCCUUACCACAAUCCCACAUCUACCGUCACACACCAACAGCCAUCUUCGAAGGAACCAAGCUUCAGUUCACCUUCAGGUAUCAACCAGCAGCCACAUCACAGAGGGUCUACAGACAAUCAUGUCUUGGAAGAAAGAAGCACUAAGCAAGGGGAAGCAGAAAGACAAAGCAGCGUAGACAAGCAGUUUCAGGGGCUGAGUAUCUCAUCAGCCACUACUGCCACAGUUUCUCCACCUUCCACUAUUGCUGCUGUCCCUACUGCUGCUGCUGCUGCUGCUGAUGAUGAUGAUCAUGAUCAUGAUGAUGUGCCUGAUUUUCCACAAGAUGCUAAUCAGGCUUCGAGUGAAGCAUACCCAGAAACACAAGCAAGUUCCGAACAGCAAACGGCUGAUCUGAGAAAAAUUGUCAGCUUUCACUUAAAUCAUCAGCAGCAGCAGCAGGAACAGAUGACAUUUCCGCGGACAAUCCAAGCCAGCAAAGCAAUGGUGUAUGAUGUGUUCAAGUUUACCGUAGGGCACAUUGAAAUCCUGGAAAGACUGGAGAUGAAAGAGAUGAAAAAGGUGCCACCUUCAAUGUCAUCAUCCAGCAAGAAGCUAUAUGAAACUAUGAAGCACAAUCAUGAAGGCACCAGGAUCACUGUUGAUGAGAUGAUUCAGCGAUGCAACAACUACCUUCUGAUCUUGGCGAUCCAGAUGGGCUCCUGCCACCCAGAGGCACGUUCUCAACUGCAGGAACAGCUGAGUAAAAAGGUGGCUGAUUGGAUUAGUACCUGCGAUUUGGGAAUCGAUAGUGUUCGCCAUUUCACAACGAAUAUGGAGCGAGCAAUUCAGCAGGAAGAGCCCCAGCUAAUGUCAACAAGAUCACCCCCACCACCACCACAAUCAGCAUUGUGGAUGCCUAAAACAUUGGGCCGGGUCUUCCAGGUCGUCCAAGGUGCUUUGGUAAUGAGCGACGAGAUGCAGAAGGACUACGAGGAUAAUCCCAAUCUUCAAGCCAUCCUCUCUGAGUUCAGGAACCAGGCCAGUUUUCGCUGAUUUACAGUCAUUGGCACUCAUUGCUAUAACAUCACCAUGACAUCACCGCUACAUCAUCAUGACAUCACCAUUACAUCAUCAUGGCAUCAACAUAGACCCGCGGCAUCAUUUCAACAAGGGUUUUAGUUUUAGUUUUGUUUUAUUCCAAGCAAUACAUGGCUGGGGAAGCCAAUGACCACUUUGCGUGGCCAUUUCAGGGUUUUAUAGCCAACCACGGCCAGCAAGAAAGGAAAAAGAAGGUGAAAAGAAAAGGAAAAAGAGAGCACAUAAAAGCAGAACUUCAUGUCUUUUUGCUGGUGCUUUUUCUCUUCUAUUUUUGGCUUAGUCCAUUAUCACUGUACACGUGUAUGUAAUAAUUGACAUUUUUUAGGCAUAACCACGUCAUCUAUUUGUUCAUAAACGUAUCCAUUCUCACAUUACGCACCUCCACACAGGACAUAUUGGAGCGAGCCACAUUGUCCUCUGUCCGCACACUGUAUUUACAUUGUCCUCUGUCCACACACUGUAUUCACAUUGUCCUCUGUCCACACACUGUAAUCACAUUGGACUCUGUCCGCAAACUGUAUUCACAUUGUCCUCUGUCCACACACUGUAUUCACAUUGUCCUCUGUCCACACACUGUAUUCACAUUGUCCUCUGUCCACACACUGUAUUCACAUUGUCCUCUGUCCACACACUGUAUUCACAUUGUCCUCUGUCCACACACUGUAUUCACAUUGUCCUCUGUCCACACACUGUAUUCACAUUGUCCUCUGUCCACACACUGUAUUCACGUUGUUGUUAGCACAUACAUGUAGAAAACAAUAUUGAUUCAUGGUUUUUCUGAAAGUACAAUUUGUACAUUCAUACCCUCUCAUAGUAAUAUUGUUUCAUUCCAAAGUAAAAACACUCGGUAAUGUGAAGAGAGUAGGAUUUGCUGGGACUGAUGGGCGGAAAGGUUCAAGUAGACGCUGGAGGCCGAACUACUCUGCCCAACCUGAAGCGUUUCCUCAUUCACAGUGACGAGCCUAACAUAUCCCAAAACACAUACAUGUACACAGUCACUUCAGAUACGUUGUGUCCAUGUACAGUCCAUGUAC
Molecule: messenger RNA, 2879 nt
Organism: Sycon ciliatum
Lineage: Eukaryota; Metazoa; Porifera; Calcarea; Leucosolenida; Sycettidae
Exons: 4
Coding region: 685-1800 (371 amino acids)
Source: RefSeq, a predicted model, not a curated record